GUGCUAGAGAUUGUCAUCAAGAGCUCGAUCCGCCACCGUCCACCACAUCGCCCAAGCCAAAACUGCAUGGAGCUCCGACGAACAGAAGAAUCUACAGUGGCUCUUCCGCAGCGCGUGGCCUGGAGUAUCAACUGUGGUCUGGUUUGUACCAUCAUGUUAGUUCUGGAGCAAUUAUGUGCGGUGACCCGCCUCAAUAGUCGUUGCAUAGCUGUUGCAUGCAUGCCUAAUACAUAGAAGGCAAUACCGGUAGGCAGAAUCCACUGUGGUUGAAUGCGAAUUGACUUGUUUAUUUAUUUCUUCCUCUUGGGCUUGGGGUCGCCUUCAUUCGCUCUCAACACUGACCAACCACAAAAGCACUGCAUUAUUUGGAAACCGCAUUGAAUUUCCAAUUAAUACAAUCAAAAACCAAGAUUACUAUCCACCAUGGGCAGCCCAACAGCAAGCCCAGUUGCACCACCAGCCACCACCGCCGCUCCAUUACCAGCACCUCACCGCAAUAUGUUUCGCCGCAUGCGUAGUAGCCGUAAUCGAGCACAAGGAGGAGUACCAUUAGUGAUUGACAAUACAGACAUGCCCACGAAACCAAGACGGACCAGAGCCAGCAGAACCAACAACAAUGGCGGAACGCGAGAACUCUUCAAUCUAAAGGGAUUCUUUCGCAGCCAAGGUAACCUUGGCCGCAAGGCAACACCCAAGGACCGAGGCAUGUUGGUUCGGGCCGCGAGCGAUCGAUCCGGGCCUCUGAGACGGUCCACGUCGACGCAUUUCACUCGGUCUACCACACACCGCUCCUCCGCGUUCCUAUUGGAGCCAGAGCCCUUUACCAUGUCAGCUUUUCUAAUGCCCGAAGAGCUUGCGGCUUUUGAGAACGCAUGUGAAGAAGUAUCAUCAGUAGCAGAACAAGAAGAAGAAGCCAAAGAAGAGGUCUCGCCUCUCGACUGUUGCCUGGACCAUGAACCAGUAGCGCUUGUGAUUGAUGACGACGAUUACGGCAACCCGAUCAUGGGCUCCUCGGGCACUCUGUCGCGUGGUGGUAGUAGUAUUACGAAUCACUCGCUGCAGAGUCAACGGCAGCAACAACAAGAGUUCGAAGAAGAAGAGCGACUGUCGGAUUGUAACAACAAGCCCUAUCCAGCAGCAUCCGUUGUUGUUGUGCCAGAGAUUUCCUUUGCCAUGAAGAAGAACAAACACGAAGAGCUAGGCCGCAUUCAAUUUGAAUUCGACACUCUUGCGGAAGCUCGAGCCAAAGCCGCAAGACUGCAACGGCCGAUUCUCUGCGUGGAGGCCGAAGUGCCUGGCGAUGUCACGACGGGCGAAACCACCUUUUCGCAUCCUCUCAUUGUCGAAGCGGCCGAGUCGCUCUUUGUUACUGUCCAGCAAAGACCUCUUCAGCCACAAGAUGACGAUGAUGGUCGCUUCUUCACCAACUCUUCUUGUCGCACACGAGUCCGAGUGCUCGACGACAUGGCCAUUGAUGUCCUUCCGCCCGUGGAACGCAUGACGGCAGCUCUCGUCGUAGCCGCCAUGGUCCGAGGGCUCGAGUCGUACCGGAUGCGAGUGCCACAGUAUCUUCGGCUCCUUCUCGAAGAAGAAGGCGGAAAGCUGCAGGUCUUGUCCAAGACACGCGUCAGAAACAUUCAAGGCAAGGCCAUCUUUGGCAUUUUUGACGCCAACUACGCAGAAGUGGAAUUUGCUGGAAUCGACGGAGUGUUGGCCACUCGAUCAGGAUCGAUGGUCAGACAGCAAGUGGUACAAGUUACCUACGAUUCGAGGAGACUAACGUAUGGUGCCUUGGUCCGACAUGCCCUCCGGAACACGGGUGCCACCAUGAUCUACUACGAAACCAAUGAUCAACGAAUUGCCGCACAGCUCGAAGUUCAACAAUUUGAAGAGUUUCGCCAAACAUUACAGCAACGGUUCAUGGACGACCAACAAGAAGAGGACAUCAUUCCUCAACCAGCCAUCAAAGUCACAGAAGCAUUCGGCAACCUACGAAACGCACACCACCCCAAACCAGCUCUGCGCAAGUCUAUUCUACGAUUUGUCCCCAUGACCGACCUGCAAGCGACUCGUGCCAACCGCCUCAUUCACCAAAACAAAUUCAAUGAAGCCAUGCACCUGCUAAGUCCUAGGCAGGGAUUGAUUGCUAUGCAGUCUGUGCGGGCUCAUCACAACACAAAUUUUCACUUUCAUGAUGUGGUGGAUGUACCCAUUGCACUCGCCUGGACAGAACUUUGCGGAGAAGAUGUAGAAGCUAGCGAGCACGACGAUAGUGAACGCUGCCACUACUGCGUGGUAGGUCGAACCGACAGCAUUUCCAGCGACGACGACGACGAGGAAGAACCUGCGCUAUACCAUUCUAGAAAUUAAAAUGCCUUACUGAUAGAAGCAAACUUAUAGACUACCUUUAGGA
Molecule: messenger RNA, 2413 nt
Organism: Seminavis robusta
Lineage: Eukaryota; Bacillariophyta; Bacillariophyceae; Naviculales; Naviculaceae
Source: the annotation of a GenBank genome assembly